Molecule: messenger RNA, 4206 nt
Organism: Trichomonas vaginalis G3
Lineage: Eukaryota; Parabasalia; Trichomonadida; Trichomonadidae
Product: Clan CA, family C19, ubiquitin hydrolase-like cysteine peptidase family
Exons: 1
Coding region: 1-4206 (1401 amino acids)
Biological process (GO): protein deubiquitination; regulation of protein stability
Cellular component (GO): cytosol; nucleus
Molecular function (GO): cysteine-type deubiquitinase activity; cysteine-type endopeptidase activity
Source: RefSeq, a predicted model, not a curated record
AUGACAUCUGUUUAUUUAUUUUGGUAUCCUGGAAGUUCACAAGUAAGAACAUCCGAAGUAACUAUUGAAAAUGUAACAAUAAAAGUAACGCUUUCUCCUAAAUCUGUCUCGGAAGUUCCAUUGAUUGAAAUAGUUACGACGGGGUUGAAUAAACAGCAAAAUUUAUAUUACAGAAUUAAUAGCGAGGAGGAAUGGAAUCAAAUAUGGGUUUCAAAAUAUAGAACAUUCGUUCAGAAAUUACAACAUCCUGUGACACAAAACCAGCAUAUUCGUGUAUACUUUAAAUUAGAAAAUCCACUAGAUUUUCAAGCUGCAAAACCAAAAAAUACAUACACAAGCCCAUUUCUUAUUGAUAGAUUUAAUGAAAAUUCAAACAGAGAUUCACUAAAGGUUAGUACAACAAGUCCAUCGAAUAAUACAGCUUAUUCAAUACAAAAAUCACCUAAAAGUCCAAAAUCUUCUUUUUCAUAUAUUUCAGUGGAAACACCGAAGGAAAUAAUGAAAAACAGAGAUACAUUAAAAGUAGAAAAGCCAAAAAAUUCAUCACUAUCACAAAGUUCUCAGAAAAAGAAUCUAACGGUUAAUGAAAAUGAAUUUUCUUUCGGUUCGAAAUCAUCUCCGGUCCAAAAAUCUACGUCUACUUAUAAACAAUCAGAUAGAUUCGAUGAAAUCGAAAUUUCUCCAUCUUUAGCUAAAAAUCUAAAUUCUCCUCGAAGGCAAGUGCAAAACAACACAGAUAAACCGGACCAAAAGGAAAUUGAUUUAAUAUUUAAAGCAAGAGAUCAGAAAAUUCCAAUUUUAACUGCUGAUUCUGAUACCAAACAAAAUUCGGCAGAUUUGCCAACAAAAAGAAAGUCAUCUUCAUCUUCUGGAUCAACCCGUCGCAAUUCACUUCAUAAUGAUUUAGCUUCUCAGCAAAAUAAAAAUGAUAAAAUUGAUUCUCCAAAAGAUCCUCAAAAACCUUCUAACACUGCAUUAAAACCUGAUUCUGUUACAACUGGAACAGAAAAUCCAUCUAGUAAUUCAUUAAAACCCAAUUCUGUUCCAAGUAGAACAGAAAAAACAUCUAAUAAUUUAUUAAAACCUUCUUCUGCUCCGAGUACAAUGAAAAAUUCUAAUAAUAAUGCAUCAACACCUUCUUCUGCUCCAAGUAGAACAGAAAAUUCUUCUAGUAAUUCAUCAACAAUUAGUUCUGUUACGAGAAGAACAAGAAAUUCUAAUAAUAAGGCAUCAACACCUUCUUCUGCUCCAAGUAGAACAGAAAAUUCUUCUAGUAAUUCAUCAACACCUUCUUCUGCUCCGAGUACAAUGAAAAAUUCUAAUAAUAAUGCAUCAACACCUUCUUCUGCUCCAAGUAGAACAGAAAAUUCUUCUAGUAAUUCAUCAACAAUUAGUUCUGUUACGAGAAGAACAAGAAAUUAUGUUCAAGUUACGAAAGAUGACAAAUCAUGUGCUGAAUAUGUUGGAAUUGGCAAUUUGGGAGCAACAUGUUACAUGAGUUCAUUUCUCCAAGCUCUUUUCCAUCUUCCUGUCUUCAGGAAACUUGUUUUUCAGAUAAACACUGAUGACAUUCUAGUUCGUGGUUUGCAGCAAAUGUUUCUUGAUUUGCAAACAUCGAAAGAAGCAGUUAAAGCAGAUGAUUUGAUCAGAGCAUUCGGCUGGAGCGAAUUCCAUGCAUUCGAGCAACAUGAUGCACAAGAAUUCUUCAUCAAAAUCAUCAACAGAAUCGAAGAAGAAGUUUGCAAGAAAAAUGACGAAAUCAACAAAAUUUUCAAAUCAAUUUUUGUUGGAAAAAGUCGUUCAUUCAUCAGACCAAUCAAUCCCACAGACUUCAAAGAGAUAGAUAGUAUAGAAGAGUUCUCACAGAUCUCUUUAGAUGCUAUAGGAAACAAAACUAUCAAUGAAAGUUUAACCAAAUAUUUAACACCAGAAAAACUUGAUGGAGAUAACAAGUACAAGAUUGAUGAUAAAGAAUAUGAUGUUUUAUUGGGAACAGAGUUCAUUGAAAUGCCAACAGUUCUACAGAUCCAAUUAAUGAGGUAUUCUUAUGAUUUGUACACAGGAGAAGAAAUGAAACUUUAUUCUCCUUUUGAAUUUUUUGAUGAAAUUAAAAUUCCUUCCCAAAAUGGAUUGAUUGAAUACUCUUUGUAUUGUGUGAUUGUCCAUUUCGGAAUUGUAAAAAAUGGACAUUUCUACUGCUUAAUUAAACCAGAUAAAGGAAAUCAAUGGUUCGAGUUUAAUGAUAUGGCUGUGAGACCUGUUACAAAUGAUGAAGUGUUUGGAGCUGCAGAACAUGGACCAAGACAAAACGCUUAUUUGCUGCUUUACGUGAGAAAGGAUAAAAUUAAUGAAGUUUUUAUUAAAAUUGAUGAAAAUGUAUUACCAAAACUACAAAGAGUUGAAACUCCUCCUUCAGCAAUCUUCCUUGUAGAAGGAAAACAAAAUGACUCAAAACUCACUCAAAAACCAUUUGAAAGUCAUGGAAUUGAAGAAAUUAAAGAAGAAAAACCAAACUUGAAUCAAAAACCAGGAUCUAGAAUGGUUGGAAAUAAAUCCUCUGGUACUGGAAUUAGCCCUCCAAAUUACACACAAAGAAAAUCCUCUCAGGAAGAUAGAAUUGAUCCUCUUUCAAUCUUAGAUCGGAUAAAUGAAAUAAAUAGUCAGGGAAUGCAAAGUAAUAACAACCAAUUAAAUCAACAGCCAAAACCUUUUGAAAAACCUCAAAACAAACGUGAACUAAACAUAUCUUUUGAUUCUGAUGAUCCUCAACCAAGUUCCACAAAAGAAAAUCCUACAAGACUAACAGAAACUGUUUCAAGACAAACAUAUAAUGUUUCAAGACAAACAGAAAGAUUUUCAAGUUCGACACCAAAAGGAGUGAAUUCAGAAAAUCAAAAUAAACCAGUAAAUGAUGUUAGAAAAGUAAAGAUAUUUUUGGAAACAGAGGAAGGAUUGAAGAUGAAUAGUUACAGAUUCAAUUUCAACAUUAUUUGUCCAGCAACACAAAAACCAGUAGAUAUUCCAGAGAAUUACACAAGAGAUGAUAUAAUUAAAGAAAUUAAGAAACAAUUAAAAAUCAACGGUAAAUUUGUAAAUCUCUGGAGAAUUGAUGAGAAAAACAGAAUUGAAGGAAUUUUAGAUGAAAAAACAAGAGCAAAAGACAUCAGAUGUCAUUUAUAUCUUCAUUUAUCAGAAGAACCAUAUAAUCCUAAUGAUACCUACAACUUUGUUUACAUUCACUCAGAAAACACUUUUCCUUUCUUAUUCUUCUACAAAUUCCUUCAAAGAGACAAAUUUAUGAAAUUAGAUAAAUCAUUUUUGAAAUUAUUGGGUAUCAAUUACCAGAAGUACAUAAAAAUCUAUAAUAUACAUGAUGGAGAACUACAUCAUGAUAUGAAUACUAAUUAUGAUCCAAUUGUUUAUUCAAUUUAUGAAAAUAUUCCUAAUAUCAAUGAAUUUGUUGACAAAAAUGUUUUGGAAAACUCAAAUCUUAUGAAUUCUUAUGUUUAUUUGAUGAACAAUAGUCAUUCCACCUUUAGAUCUAUGUACAAAACAAUGUUCCCUUCACAGACAAUACUUGUCAAAGAUUUAACAAAGCCUGACAGUGAUUUUGUUGGUUUUGAAGUUCCAAAGAGUAUUUAUAUGAAUCAAUUCACUCAAUAUUACAGAAUUGUGACAUCAAAAGUAAAUGGAAAAUUAUCAUUCUUCAAGAAAUCGGAAGGAACUGAAAGAUUACAAAAUGUUUAUAGUUUGGAUACUGAUCACAUUUUCUCUUUCCCUUCUCGAAGAUCAAUAAUUGAAGUGAAAUACUACACUGGAAUUAAAUACGAAAAGAGUGAAUACAUCGAAGAUGAUUUAACUAAAAUCAUGGAAUUGAAUCGUUUUCCUACUGUAAAAUAUGUUCGUAAUAACGAAUUUUCUGUCAGUUCAACGUACAUUGACUAUAUUAGAGUUGAUUACAAGCAUUACAACCGUCCUAUUACAGUUCAUGAGUGUAUUAAUACAAAUUAUGUUGAUAUUUAUUUAGUUGAAGGAAUGAGUUCUUAUGAUGAAAUUAUGGACAUAAUUUCUGAAAAAGUUUCACAAGAGUUUGCUGUAUAUUAUGGAUCUAGAUAUAGGUCUUUCCCAUUUACAUCAGAAACAAAGCUCAAUACAAUUACAGAUUUAUUUGUUAAUGUUACUAUGUCUAAUUCGUUUAUAAUGUAG